UUCAUGUUUCUACCCCAAUUCCUUUUGCUGUUUGCCUUGAGAGAUGUAUAUUCAUCUUUUUUGUAGAGAAAGAAAGUGAGUGAUCUCUCUUUGAAAAGAGAUCUUCAGAGAGAGAAAAAAAAGGAAGAAGAGAGAAACAAAAUGUGGCGCCUAAGCAACAAGGUGAUCGGUCUCCUCAACAUUGUUACCCUCCUCAUCUCUCUAUUCCUUUUAGGUUAUACCCUCUUCGACCACUUCUCUAAACACCACUCUACAUUCUCUAUCCCAUGUCUCCACCUCCUCCAAAUCCCAGUCCUAAACCUAGCCCUCUUCCUCUUCUUUCUCUCUCUAGCCGGCCUCUUUGGCUCUCUAUGUAAAAUGCGCUUCCUUCUCUAUGUUUAUGCCUUCCUAAUGUUUGCCCUAAUUUUGGCCGUAGUCAUUUUCACAGUCUUUGUAUUUGUGAUCACGAAUAAGGGUGCAGGCCGGCUUGUGUCAGGGCGCGGUUACAAAGAAUACAGGCUUGGUGAUUAUUCACAUUGGUUGCAAAAGAGGAUUAGUGCACCUAAAAUAUGGACUAAGAUUAAUGGCUGUUUGGUUGAGGCUCAUGUGUGUGGUGCGUUAGGGCAUGGUGAUUUUGUCCAACAAAAGGCUGAUGAGUUUUAUAGGAAGAAUUUAUCCCCUAUUCAGUCGGGUUGUUGCAAACCACCGACGGCAUGCGGCUAUGUCUACCGCAAUGCAACCUUCUGGGACUUACCGAAAUCCGGCACCCUCAACUCUACUGACCACGACUGUCUGCUUUGGAGCAACAACCAGACUACGCUCUGCUACAACUGUGGCUCAUGUCAAGCCGGCUUGAUCGCCACCGUCAAGCAUGACUGGCGGAUGAUCACAGCUGUCAACGUUGCCCUCCUCCUCUUCCUCAUAAUCGUCUACUCCCUUAGCUGUUGUGCUCUUAAGAACAACCGGGCUGGCAACUAUUACAGGGGACAAAUUAUUGCCUAGCACUAAGCUCUCUUUCUCUAUAAUUUGUAGUAAAAAGAAAAGGCAUGCAACAAUUUAUUUAA
Amborella trichopoda is the source of this 1043-nucleotide messenger RNA. Lineage: Eukaryota; Viridiplantae; Streptophyta; Magnoliopsida; Amborellales; Amborellaceae. The record is from RefSeq and is a predicted model, not a curated record.